AUGACUGAUGGCACCACCAUCCUGGAUCAUAUGAUGAAGCUAAAUAAGCACUUCCAGGACCUUGAGGGUUUUGGCACUUUGUUCGAUCUUGAUUUUAAAAUUGGCAUCAUUUUUGCCUCACUCUUUGAUGCAGAUGGGUCAUUCAUUAUGAAUUACCAUAUGAAUAAAGUGGUGGUUAAGAAUGUCUCUGAGCUUACUAACAUGCUUGUUGAAGCAGAAAGUACACUCAAGAAUAGUAAAGUUGUAGCUCUUGUCACUGAGAAAGCUUCUCAGUCUUCAAAGAACAAAAAUAAGAAGAGAAGUAAGAAAGGGAAGAAAGGCAAGUCAAUCAGAGUGAAAAAGGGAUGA
Molecule: messenger RNA, 348 nt
Organism: Telopea speciosissima
Lineage: Eukaryota; Viridiplantae; Streptophyta; Magnoliopsida; Proteales; Proteaceae
Exons: 1
Coding region: 1-348 (115 amino acids)
Source: RefSeq, a predicted model, not a curated record